AUGUUGCUACGAUUUGAGUCCAAAUGGGGCCAGUUCCGCCUGAACGUCGAGCCUACCCAACAUUUCUCGUCGCUAACUCCCAAGAUCCUUGACAACCUCCCUCCGAAUACCGAUGCAUCCUCUAUAGUACUUAGCAACAAGCCCGUCAGCUCGAAACCGGACCCGGAAAGAGAGCGGCGCCUGGUCGACCUUCCCGGGGUAGAACUGCGGCAGGUCGGACUUAAGCAUGGAGACAAGUUGUACAUCGGGUUCUCAGAACACGAAACCAUGUCCAACGGUCAUCACACCAACGGCGAUGGCCCCUCCGCUGCUCGACGUUUGAACGGCACAAUCGCCCUACCAGAACCUGCCGGCCCCGUGACUGCCCCGACGGUCACUUCUCCAACUCUCGUUAAGAACCCGUGGGAAGUUGUCAAACAGUCUGCCUUAGAUGACAGGUUAGACAAGCUGGAUGGGAAGAUCUCAAGACCCAGAGACCUCAAGAUGUGUCGACAUGGGCCCAAGGGCAUGUGCGAUUAUUGUCAGCCACUGGAACCCUAUGACAAGAAAUAUCUCGACGAGAGGAAAAUAAAGCAUCUCUCCUUCCACAGCUACCUGCGCAAAAUCAAUUCCGCCACCAACAAGCCCGAGUUGAAAAGUUCCUACAUGCCGCCACUGUCCGAACCCUACUACCGAGUCAAGAAAGACUGCCCGGCCGGUCAUCCUCCCUGGCCUGAAGGAAUCUGUACGAAAUGCCAACCAAGUGCUAUCACAUUACAACCGCAAGAAUUCCGAAUGGUGGAUCAUGUUGAGUUUGCCUCAGCAGAUAUGGUGGAUAAGCUGAUCGAUUUCUGGAGGAAGUCUGGUAGUCAACGGCUGGGUUUUCUAUUCGGGCGAUACGAAGAGUAUACAGAAGUACCCCUGGGGGUGAAAGCUGUGGUUGAAGCCAUCUACGAGCCACCUCAAAUGUGCGAAGUUGACGGCCUCACACUCCUGGAGUGGCCUAAUGAAAAGGAUGUUGAUGAGGUUGCCAGGCUUUGCGGGCUCGAGCGGGUGGGAGUUAUCUUCACCGAUCUACUGGCGCCCGAGGAAGGAGAGGGUCAAGCCGUUUGCAAGCGACACAUCGAUUCUUAUUUUCUUUCGUCUCUGGAGAUCGUAUUCGCAGCACGGCUGCAAGCUCAAUAUCCAAAGCCUUCGAAAUGGAGUGAGACGGGCCGGUUCGGCUCAAACUUUGUGACCUGCGUCGUCACCGGAGACGAGGACGAGAGUAUCACAAUUCGAGCUUACCAGGCAUCAAAUGCUGCUGUCGAGAUGGUUCGCGCAGAUAUCGUGGAGCCCUCAGCCGACCCCUCUGUGAUGUUGGUCCAAUCUGAAGACGAUGAAGGCCCGAACGGCAGGACUCGAUACAUACCCGAAGUUUUCUACCGCCGGAUCAAUGAGUACGGUGCCAAUGUGCAGGAGAACGCCAAGCCCAGCUUUCCCGUGGAAUACUUGCUGGUAUCUCUGACAGCGGGAAUGCCCAUCAAGCCCAAUCCUCUCUUCAAGAAUGGCAAAUUUCCUGUUGAGAAUCGGGAAGCUGUCGCCGAAGGCCAGGAUCCCUCGGACGUGGCGAAACAAUUGCGCUCGUCACAAUCGGUGGACGCAGUUUCCGAUUUCCAUCUGUUAUGCUUUCUGCAUGGUAUGGGCGUAUUCAGCAAGGAAGAGGAACAGAUUUUAUGUCGAGUGGCAACUACGCGGGACCAGGUGGACGCGAUCCAUUUGACGGAAUCACCCGGAUGGGGAACCCUGUUGGCGAUACUCGAGACAUAUGGUGAGCGGCCCUUGAAGCGUCCGUGGCAUUCACAGACAGAGGAUGAAUCUCUCGACCCUGGCAGCCCGUCAGAAAAUCUGGCUAAGCGAUUCAAACAGGCGGCUAGUCUCGACCGCUGA
Molecule: messenger RNA, 1908 nt
Organism: Fonsecaea multimorphosa CBS 102226
Lineage: Eukaryota; Fungi; Ascomycota; Eurotiomycetes; Chaetothyriales; Herpotrichiellaceae
Exons: 3
Coding region: 1-1908 (635 amino acids)
Biological process (GO): ubiquitin-dependent protein catabolic process
Cellular component (GO): nucleus
Molecular function (GO): ubiquitin binding; ubiquitin protein ligase binding
Source: RefSeq, a predicted model, not a curated record